GAAGGUCACAUGAUAGGGGUGCGCGUCGGAGUAUUUCAACAGCGAUUCAGCCAUUUUCUACAGGAUAUUCCGAAAGAGUCCGCGAUAGUUCUGGAAACGGUCAAUCCUUAAAUAUGGCAACUCAAGGAGAACCUCAAGUUCAGUUUAAGCUUGUUCUAGUUGGAGAUGGGGGUACGGGUAAAACAACUUUUGUGAAGCGUCACUUGACAGGAGAAUUCGAGAAAAAAUACGUAGCUACUUUGGGUGUUGAAGUCCACCCGCUCGUGUUUCACACCAACAGAGGUGCAAUCAAAUUCAACGUGUGGGACACAGCUGGGCAAGAGAAAUUUGGUGGUCUUCGUGAUGGCUAUUACAUUCAAGCCCAGUGUGCCAUUAUUAUGUUUGAUGUAACAUCUAGGGUAACAUAUAAGAAUGUCCCUAACUGGCACAGAGAUUUGGUGAGAGUCUGCGAGAAUAUUCCCAUUGUUUUGUGUGGCAAUAAAGUAGACAUCAAAGACCGAAAAGUGAAAGCGAAGUCCAUCGUCUUCCAUAGAAAGAAGAACCUUCAGUAUUAUGACAUCUCUGCCAAAAGCAACUACAACUUUGAGAAACCCUUCCUUUGGCUUGCCAGGAAGUUGAUUGGAGACCCCAAUUUGGAGUUUGUGGCAAUGCCUGCUUUGGCACCACCUGAGGUUGUUAUGGAUCCAGCACUGGCUGCACAGUAUGAGCAAGAUUUACAGGUUGCCCAGUCUACUGCUUUGCCAGAUGAUGAGGAUGACCUGUGAGUGCGGCUGGAGCCAGGCACCGGCCGUCUAGUUUUAUAGGCAGCUGUCUGUGAAAAUCUUGGUGGCGCGGCUCGUCUCCCGCAGUAGUUCCACAGAACACUUAUAUAUGUGCUUUAAAAAUCUUGAGCGGCUGAAGAGAGUGUGGAUUUCGGUGUGAAAGUGUGAUGGAGAAAAUACAAAUCAAUUCCUACUACUUUGGACCUGCAUAAAACUUGGCUUUUUGGACUGCAACUAUUCUGCCCCCUUAUGAAUUUUGAUAAUUUAUAAGCCUUCUGCAGUAAACAAUACACAUUGGUGGCACUUGUUACUCAUUCCCUUUUUUAAUACAUAAUAAAGUUGUUUCAGUUUUGAAAGCAAUUGGCUCAGGAUUUUUCAUUGCACAUUAAAUAUGAAGUCUAAUGUGAAAAGUGGUGUAACUCAUGCUUAGCUGCUGCAUGAGUAUUUCCUUAAAUUAUGUAAUCAAAAAGCAGUUCAAAUGUUCUCUUAUUCUUGGCAUUUGAUACUUAUCAGCACCUCAGUUUGGCCAUGUGUAUUUUUCUGCUGUGGAGUUUCAAGAUUUUCAUUUGUUUGAUGUUUCUCGGUUUAAAUAUUUGUAAAAUGGAGCCUUUCUAGGUCUAAGUGUUGCUGUGAAGUUUUUCUGUAGCAUUAUUUUUAAUGUUGAUCCUAAUUGAAAUGGGCUGAUCAAUGAAGGCUUAGUAAGAUAGAAUGUGCCAGAUGCGUAAAAGCUCAAUUUUGCUCCGGAGUUAUAGAUCUGUAAUUGUGUCCCUGAGCUAGUAUUCGUUAUUUCAGAAAGUGUAAAGUGGAGUAUCCAGAAUGGAAAUACCGUAGAACUGCAUCUUAUGUUAAAGUGAAAUUUGUGAAUCUACGGAUUCCCUCAACUACGUUGUAAAUUGAUUCAGCCCCGCCAAGUCAGACCACACUUGCCACAAUCCUAAAUAUGUAGGAAACUAAACCCAAAUUCUUGGCUCUAGUCUGUACAGUUCAACCUUUUGCAACCAAACCUGACUUUUUUUUUUAAAUAAACCUACAGUGUGAUUGAUGGCUGUCUUAAGAGAUGGUAUGUUGCUGAACAAAAGGGGCACUGAAGAAUGCACCUUGAUUGCUAACUAUUGCCAACCAUUAACUUAAAACCUUGUAAGAUCGUUGGGGUGUCAGUGGUACCUCGUAUAGAGGCUUUUUUUUUUUUUAGAUUUAACCAAAAAAGGUCUUAAAAUUCAGUACAGAAUGCAUUAAAUUUGUCAAGAUAAAAAGCUUUUCUUUAGCUUGUGGACUUGGUGUAACAUCUUAUUCAAGAGGCCACUGAUGCUUAUCAAGCUGUUAGUUCUUAUGCCUUAGGUUUAGUAUUGAAACAUUUGCACACCUUAUCCACCUUCAAAACCUGUGAAAUGUAUGUAAACGGUGCAAAAAAUAAAACUUGUUUUGAGAAACCAGA
This is a messenger RNA of Lepisosteus oculatus (spotted gar), 2196 nucleotides long. Its product is annotated as GTP-binding nuclear protein Ran. Lineage: Eukaryota; Metazoa; Chordata; Actinopteri; Semionotiformes; Lepisosteidae. The record is from RefSeq and is a predicted model, not a curated record. Gene Ontology annotation, cellular component: cytoplasm; nucleus. Gene Ontology annotation, biological process: protein import into nucleus; ribosomal subunit export from nucleus. Gene Ontology annotation, molecular function: GTP binding; GTPase activity.